UCGUUUCGUUACAAGUUUUUUUUGGUCUCAAAUUUUUACCGUUUAAGCGAAGCUAUGUUUCAUAAAUCAAUAAAGAUAUUGCCUAUUUAAAUGCGAUACUGUUAGAAUAAGGUUUGGCUACUGCUUCAAAAUUUCUCGUCAAUUGCAGCAACAAGAGUUGGCUGCAUAAAAACCAAAUAAAAAAGUAUCAAAUCUGAAACAUAGCACCAGACACCUACAGCUCGAGAUAGGAAGAUCAAUUAACGAAGCAAGCCCAUCCACAUCCCAAACAUAAAUCCAAACAACAACAACAACAAUAACAGAGACAGCAACAUCAUGAGCCAGGCGUCCUCGAGUGCAUUCAAUACACACCGUAAUCGGUAUUAUAAUCCUGUCUCCCGGAUACAGUCGUUGAUACAAAAUCUGGAUGCGGAACUGAUAACACUAUGCAAGCAAUGCUCGCUGCCAAAGAAUGUCGCCAGCAAUAGCCAAAACGGUCUCAUAUCGCAACAAUCGGGCAGCCAGCAUCAGACGAGCGGUAAUAAUCUAUUGGCCCAGGCGCGCUCCACGACCCAAUCCGCGACUGCAACGGCCGGCUUGGCGCCGGAUGCGCAUAAGCGUCAAUUGCGUAAUACCUAUCGGACGCGUGUUAUCGAUGCCUAUCGAAAUCGCCGCAUAUUUACCGUUUAUGGCAACUAUCAUACGGUUAGGCGAGCGCUUGUCCGCCGCGGCUGGCUGGAGAAAUUGCCGGCUACUCGGCAUGCCAAGCUGCAGACCAUGUCGGAGGAUUCACUGCUGGAGCAUGCGCGACGCGGCAAUGAUUAUGAAGCAGUUGUCAUAUCGAAAAUGAUCAACAAUUUUCCAUCGUUCUUCAUUUGGCAGAGUAAGGCACAGAGGGAUUUAUUCCCGGAGGUGAAGCCAUAUCGUAAUCGGGUGAGACGCAGUCAAUUGCUUGACUUCUCCACCAAGGUGGGCCUGGUCGGUUGCGCCGAGCAGGAGCGCUGGUUUCGUGAGGACGGCGUGUGCGGCAUGAGCUAUCCACGCUUCUAUCGAUUGGGCGCCAAUAGCAUGGAGGAGCGUGCGGCGUUCAUUGAGGAUUUCCACCAGACACAGGCGCGCUCUUUGCUACGCUACCUUAAGGAGCACCGUCCUGCCGAUAUGGUGGACCCUGAACAUGGCGCCGUGCUGAGCAUUACGAUUGACUUUGCCCUGAAUAAAGUGAAGAACAUGAUCAGACAGAAGGAGCAUUAUUCUCUAGAUGAUGCGCGCAUCAAAUUGCCAACGCCCACUGAAAUGAUCGAGAAUCAAUCGUUCAUGGUUCAGUCGACCAAGGUGCUCCACGCGCAUGCCAGGUUCAAGGUCAACGAGAAGGUGAUGGCGGAGUAUGCGCGCCUCGCUGCUCAAUAUCUCGAUGAGAUUGAGUCGCUCCGUCAGGAUUAUUGCUGGGAUGGCUGUCGCAAUUUGUGGAUACUAAAGCCUGGUUAUCAAUCGCGUGGCAUCGGGAUCGUCAUACGUAGCUCUCUGGAUGAGAUUUUGCAAUGGACAUCUAACAAUCAGAACCGAAAAUAUAUUGUACAAAAGUAUAUUGAACGUCCAUAUCUCGUUUAUCGCACCAAGUUCGAUAUUCGUCAAUAUAUGCUGCUUACCAUAAGCGACUCUCAGGUGACAAUUUGGACAUAUCGCGAUUGUUAUUUGCGCUUUAGCUCCCAGGAGUUUACGAUGGAUGAUCUGCGCGAAUCGAUACACUUAACCAACAAUUCGGUGCAGAAGCGCUACAAGAACAAAGUGAAUCGUGAUUCGCGUUUACCGAAAAACAAUAUGUGGUCAUUGGAUCAAUUUAAAUGCCAUUUACGUCAUGUGGGCGCACCGGAAGGGACAUGGUCAAAAGUUUACAAUGGGAUCAAACAGAAUCUGGUGGCUGUUGUUUUGGCCAGCCUGGACGAGACGGAGUUGGUGCCAAAUGCAUUCGAAUUAUAUGGCUGCGAUUUUAUGUUGGACGAGCAUUAUAAUCCCAUACUGAUUGAGAUCAAUUCGACGCCCGAUCUAUCCGCUUCCACAGAGAUAACAGCGAGAAUCUGUCCAUUGGCGCUAAAGGACUGCAUACGUGUGGUAUUGGAUGUGCCGAGGAAUCCCUUGGCCGCAACCGGCCUGUUCGAGCGCGCUUUUCAAGUUAAUUACAAUGUCAACAAGGAGGUCGACGGUACCAGACCUCUAGAGCUAAACGGUACGCAAAUGAAACUGUUCCAAUCGAUGCCAAAGCUACGGAAUAGUCCACGGACUCGCCUGCUGCGCAAAAUACUGAACAAUGUCAGAACAACGACUAGUCGUAAGUUGGGUAAGGAAAAAGUUAAAACUUCAUCGUUGCCGACCAAGGUGAUUGUGGGAAAAAUGGGAAUGAAGAAACUGACCAAAGCGAAUUCGAGGGUUAUUCACGUGGGCAACAAAACACUAUUGAAUUCAAAAGCGCGCGAGAAUCUAGCAUUACAAUAUACGGCACCCAAAUGACAACAUCUGCAUCAGGCAACUUGUACAUAGACCCAAGCUUGGCAACCAUCUAAACUGCUAACAAUCGACUAAUAACUUGUUAUUCCAUUCAUUGAACGGCUUUUUACAGCUAUCGAUCGUUAAAGUCGCCAACAAAUUAGCAAAUUAGUACAUUUUCAACUAGACUCUCAAACAAUAAGUAAACGAUUUUUUUUCAGAACAAAUCAAAAAACAUAUCAUUGUUUUGUCAAACUCUAUAGAAUAAAGGUAUAUAUGAAACUUAAAAAAAUAAA
Drosophila montana is the source of this 2756-nucleotide messenger RNA. RefSeq names its product Tubulin tyrosine ligase-like 3B (gene TTLL3B). NCBI's taxonomy places the organism in Eukaryota, Metazoa, Arthropoda, Insecta, Diptera, Drosophilidae. The record is from RefSeq and is a predicted model, not a curated record. Gene Ontology annotation, cellular component: axoneme; microtubule cytoskeleton. Gene Ontology annotation, biological process: protein polyglycylation; cilium assembly; cilium movement. The transcript is spliced from 4 exons. The coding region runs from base 316 to 2484 and encodes 722 amino acids. Gene Ontology annotation, molecular function: protein-glycine ligase activity, initiating.